Juglans microcarpa x Juglans regia is the source of this 2074-nucleotide messenger RNA. RefSeq names its product bZIP transcription factor 16. Bases 493 to 1734 code for a protein of 413 amino acids. Gene Ontology annotation, biological process: regulation of DNA-templated transcription. The transcript has 13 exons. Gene Ontology annotation, molecular function: sequence-specific DNA binding; DNA-binding transcription factor activity. Lineage: Eukaryota; Viridiplantae; Streptophyta; Magnoliopsida; Fagales; Juglandaceae. The record is from RefSeq and is a predicted model, not a curated record. Gene Ontology annotation, cellular component: nucleus.
AAGAUGUCCGACAGUCAGGGGCGAAAAAGAGAUUUAGAAAGCACAGAAAUGGAAAUGAGAAGAAAAAAUCCCCCACGGACAGUGGGACACCGCGACACCGUACGGCGACACACAGGAUCCAUGCCGUGAAUCCUCACUCGCUCUCGCCCUCAACAAAACGAACGAAACGCAUACCCAGACCAUUGAACCCUAAAUUUCUGAUCCCUCCCCUAAUUCCUUGUUCUCCAAUUCCUUGCCAUCCAUUUACCAUCUUGGCCUAACCUUUUAACUUAUUGACCUCCGUGUUCACUUUCUUCGUCUCCGGAUUUCUUGCUACCAAAGUGUUGCAAUAUUGUUUUGGAUCCGAUUUGGUUUCAGCUGGUCCGAGUUUUUAAUCCGUGGUUUUCUUUGUUUCAUAGGGAACUUCUGGAGGAAGAUAGUGCCUAAUGAUGUAGGUGGUGCUUAUGUUGUAGUAUGGUGCGAGGAAUUUUGGAGAAGUGGUGAUCCCAAAACAUGGGUAGCAGCGACACGGAUAAACAGGCAAAAGAGAAGGAGCCGAAGACACCUCCUGCCACAAAUUCUAAUACUACGCAGGACCAGUCUUCGGCUACUGGCACUGGUGUGGUUAAUCCUGACUGGUCGGGAUUUCAGGCAUAUUCUCCUAUACCUCCACAUGGGUUCUUGGCUUCAAGUCCCCAAGCGCCUCCCUAUAUGUGGGGCGUCCAGCAUAUAAUGCCUCCCUAUGGUACCCCUCCACAUCCAUAUGUUGCAAUGUAUCCCCAUGGUGGCAUAUAUGCUCACCCAUCUAUUCCUCCGGGACCUUAUCCUUUUAGUCCUUUUGCUAUGGCUCCUCCAAACGGCAUGCUUGAGGCUACUGGAAACACAACUGGCAACAUGGAAACAGAUGGUAAACCAUCUGAGGUGAAGGAAAAGUUGCCCAUCAAAAGAUCAAAAGGAAGUUUAGGCAGUUUGAAUAUGAUAACAGGGAAGAAUAAUGAGCAUGCUAAAACCUCAGGUGCAUCUGCUAAUGGGGUUCAUUCUAAAAGUGCUGAAAGUGCAAGUGAAGGUUCGAGUGAAGGAAGUGAUGCAAAUUCUCAAAGUGACUCACAACCGAAGUCAGGGGGUGGUCAAGAUUCUUUUGAAGCUGAAGCAUCUCAGAAUGGCAAUUCCGUGCAUGGUCCUCAAAAUGGAGGACCAAAUACACCUCAUACAAUAAUGAAUCAAGCAAUGGCUAUGGUGCCGAUGUCAGGUGCAGGUGCUGCUCCCUUAGCUGUUGCUGGUCCCACGACAAAUCUAAAUAUCGGAAUGGAUUAUUGGGGUGCUCCAACUUCAUCAGCCAUACCUGCAAUGCGUGGGAAGGCUCCUUCUACUCCUGUUGCAGGAGGAAUUGUUACUGGAUCACGGGACAAUGUUCAGCCACAGAUUUGGCUACAGGAUGAAAGAGAGCUUAAGAGACAAAGGAGGAAGCAAUCGAAUAGGGAAUCUGCUCGUCGAUCCAGAUUGCGUAAGCAGGCGGAAUGUGAUGAGCUGGCCCAGCGUGCUGAAUUGUUGACAGAAGAAAAUGCCAAUCUCAGAUCAGAAGUGAGCCGGAUCAGGAGUGAUUAUGAGCAGCUUCUCGCGGAGAAUGCCUUGCUUAAGGAGAGACUUGGGAAGGUUCCUGGGCAUGAAGAUCCAAGGUCUGGCAGGAAGGACCAACACUUGAGUAGUGACACUCAACAGACUAGGCAAACAGAAGUUGUGCAGGGUAGCCACUAGGAUGAAGCUACCUUGCUUUACGCAGCUUUCCGGGAGUAUAACCUAACAAAAUUUAGUAAUAGGAAGUUCAUAUUUUGCAUAGAAUGUAGUUUAAACUAUUAUAUCUGACCUUAUAGCGUUAGGAUCCGUUUGUUUCAUAUCAUUCCUCAUUUGUAAUUUAACCCAUCUGUAACAUUACAAGACCCGGAUGGUGUGUCCAGCGUGAGACUUGUGUCACUACCCAUAACUGUUUUCAAAAGGGUAGUUUUCACACUUAUCUCGGUAAUAGAAUGGUUAAUGCAAGUGCAACUUGGAUGGAUGGAAAUGGAAUUAAUGAACUCUUUAUGGUUAACUACUAAAA